UGUCACAUCCUCUAUUGCUAUCAUGGUUCCCGACAUGGUUGUGCGGGAAGAAAAAUUUGAAAGGAAAAAGAGUUGAAGUAGAGCGUGUGAUUCUCGCGUGAGCAGUGUGAUAAUUACUGAAAAUGAGCGUGGACGCAUACGGCCCCAGCUCCCAGAGUCUUACCUUCUAUGACACCGAGGAAGCUGACCUUUUAGGGGCUGACACUCAGGGCUCUGAGUACGAGUUCAAUCUCACGCUGGGUAGCCAGACCCAGACACAAGGAGACCCGCUAGACAAGACCCAGCCUACCCAGAGCCAGGUGACGGUGAAUGGCGAUGUGGGGGAGCCCGAAGUUGAAAAGGCAACAGAAGCACUUGCCGAUUUGCAGUUUGAGGAAGAGGAUGAAGAAAAUGCAUUCUAUACGAAGGAACUUCCAGAGUGGGCAUGCCGCUAUUGUGGGAUCCAUGAUCCGGCAUCUGCCGUCAUGUGCAAUGUUUGCCACAAGUGGUUCUGUAAUGGCCGUGGAAACACCUCUGGCUCGCAUAUCAUCAACCAUCUUGUUCGUGCUAAGCACAAGGAAGUGAGCCUUCACAAAGAUGGACUCGUGCGAGAUACUGUUUUGGAGUGCUAUGCUUGUGCUGUCAAAAAUGUGUUUGUGCUUGGCUUUAUCCCUGCCAAAGCAGAAUCUGUUGUUGUUCUUUUAUGUCGACAACCAUGUGCUGCACAGAGUUCUCUCAGAGAUAUGAAUUGGGAUCCAGAACAGUGGAAACCUUUGAUCAAUGAUAGAGCUCUUUUGCCAUGGCUUGUGCGUGUGCCUUCUGAAGCUGAGCAACUCCGUGCACGUCAGAUAACUGCCCAGCAAAUUAAUAAGUUGGAAGAACUCUGGAAGGAGAAUGCUUCAGCAACAUUUGAUGACCUAGAGCGUCCAGGUGUGGACGAGGAGCCUCAGCAGGUUUGCUUAAGAUAUGAGGAUGGCUUCCAAUACCAGAACAUUUUUGGACCUUUGGUAAAGUUAGAGGCUGACUACGAUAAAAAAUUAAAAGAAUCCCAGACCCAGGACAAGAUUGAAGUGAGGUGGGAUAUUGGGCUAAAUAAGAAGAUUUGUGCCUAUUUCACUCUUGCCAAAACUGAUGGAGAUAUGCGGCUGAUGCAUGGUGAUGAGUUACGCCUUAGGUACUUGGGUGACCUUCACAAACCCUGGUCUGGGGUUGGACAUGUCAUCAAGAUCCCUGACAAUUUUGGGGAAGAAGUGGGGAUUGAGUUGAAGUCCAAUGUGGGUGUUCCCACAGAUUGUCGAGAUAAAUUUGUAGUGGACUUUGUAUGGAAAUCAACAAGCUUUGAUAGGAUGCAAGCAGCUUUAAGAAAAUUUGCUGUAGAUGACUCGUCUGUGUCUCCAUAUAUCUACCACCGACUGUUGGGUCAUGUAGAGGUGGAUGAGCUUAUAUUCCGUCAUAUUCAUCUCCCAAAACAGCUGUCGGCUCCAAACUUGCCCACCUUGAACAAUUCUCAGCAAUAUGCCUUGAAGCAUGCCUUGCAACGACCUUUGUCAUUAAUCCAAGGCCCACCAGGCACUGGCAAGACAGUGACUUCAGCCACCAUUGUGUACCAAUUGGUAAAGCAGACUGGUGGCUCCGUCCUGGUGUGUGCACCUUCCAACACAGCUGUUGACCAGCUCACAGAGAAAAUUCAUAAGACUGGACUUAAGGUUGUACGCUUGUGUGCCAAAUCCCGGGAAGCUAUUGAUUCUCCAGUUUCAUUCUUGGCCUUACAUAACCAAAUCCGUAGUCUUGAGGACAAUGGCGAGCUUCAGAAGCUGCAGCAACUCAAGGAAGAGACGGGAGAGCUGUCAUCAGCUGAUGAGAAGCGUUACCGCAUGUUGAAGAAGCAGGCAGAAAAAACAUUGCUGGAAGCUGCUGACGUCAUUUGCUGCACUUGUGUCGGUGCUGGUGAUCCCCGGCUGGCCCGCCUUAAAUUCCACUCCAUAUUGAUUGACGAGUCCAUGCAGGCCACUGAACCUGAGUGCAUGGUUCCGGUUGUUCUUGGGGCCAAACAAGUUAUCCUUGUAGGGGACCACUGUCAGUUGGGUCCAGUUGUAAUGUGUAAGAAGGCCUCAAGGGCUGGCCUCUCCCAAUCUCUUUUUGAAAGGCUGGUUGUUUUGGGCAUACGGCCAUUUCGCCUCACCGUCCAAUACCGUAUGCACCCUCAACUGGCACAGUUUCCUUCCAACUUUUUCUAUGAGGGGUCCCUUCAGAAUGGUGUUGCUGAUGCUGAUCGUACAAUGAAAGGUGUAAGUUUUCCCUGGCCCCAAGCAGACAAACCUCAGUUCUUCUAUGUUACAGCUGGUCAAGAAGAAAUAGCUGGGUCGGGUACUUCUUACUUAAACCGAACAGAGGCAUCCAGUGUGGAAAAAUUAGUAACACGCUUCCUUAAUUCUGGUGUGAAGCCAGAGCAGAUUGGUGUUAUUACGCCUUAUGAAGGCCAGAGAGCUUACCUGGUUCAGUACAUGCAGUAUCAAGGGCCUUUAAACCAGAAGUUGUACCAGCGGUUAGAGGUUGCAAGUGUGGACGCUUUUCAAGGACGGGAGAAGGACUUCAUCAUCAUGUCAUGUGUGCGGUCCAAUGAACAUCAGGGAAUUGGGUUUCUGUCGGACCCUAGAAGGCUUAAUGUGGCCCUCACUCGAGCUCGUUAUGGCAUCAUUAUUGUGGGCAAUCCCAAAGUUCUCUCAAAGCAAGGCUUGUGGAAUCAUCUACUACAUCAUUUCAAAGAAAAGAAGGUUUUGGUGGAAGGUCCACUAAACAAUCUUAAGGAAUCUAUGAUGCAGUUCAGCAAACCUAAAAGACUAAUAAAUGCUACCAACCCAGGUUCUCAUUUCAUGAAUACUGCUAUGUAUGAUGCACGAGAAGCUAUGAUACCAGGUUCCCAUGUAUAUCGCGUUCCCCUGGGUCCUAUCAAUGGCUCUGCACCUGCAGCCUCACCAUAUUUUAGAGGUCCUCAGUUUGACAUGUAUGGGCGUGCACAUGAUUCCCUAGAUUAUAUCAAGGCUGAACAUAACCAGCCUGGCCUCAACAACUUACCAGUACCAGUGGGGAUGUUCAUGAAUAUGGCACACAUCCCACCACGAUUUUACCAACAACACCAACAGGCACUUGCACAAGCACGAGGUGGUCGAGGUGGUGCACGUGGAGGCAGAGCUGGAUCAAGAAAACUUGGCAAGAACAUGGGUGGGGCAAGUGCUCUUCAGCUCUCACAGCCUUUCAGUCAAGACCCUUCAAUGCAGAGCUAUUCUCAGCCUGGCCUCACACAGGGGCACUUGUCACAGGGUAUGUCUGGACCUGGCCUGAGUGGUUUCUCUCAAGGAUUGUCACAGGCAGAAUUGUCUCAAGAUUCCUAUAUGGUAGACCAGUUCCAAAGCCAGACAGAUGGUCUCCUCUCCCAAGACUCUACUUACCAGGGUGACCGUGCGUUCUUUACACCAGCAUCACAAACGCACCAUUUCUCACAGCCGUACUGAUGGCAGACCUGAAGAGAUCCCCUGGCGCAUGAAGGCGAUGAAGCAGCGCACCAGAGCAGCAGAACAGCAAGUGGAGUAACAGAAGGGCACCCACAGCAGGCACAGCAGCAGCAGCAGCAGCAGCAGCACAUGGAAUAGGUCAAAGCAGUCACCUAUUGUGGUUAAAUCACAUUCUGACCUCAUUGCUACAUAAGCUACCAAAGCUUUGAUUAGCAAGAACAUCAUGUUAGGCUUUACAGAAACCAAGAGUUUGUCAAUAGUCUCAAAAAUGAAUAUUUUUGGGUAGUGUAAUACUCUGAUUAUGGUUUAGACAGAAGAUCCCAUCUGGUUUCUAAGCUUCUUAAAAUAAAAAUGAAAUUACCUGUGAAAUUCUGACAGGUGAUAGUUCUUAGUAGCAAGAGAUGAGGUAAGGUUACGAGAGGUGAAAAGCAGGAUAAGUAACUUCCAGCCCCCAUCCUCUGUAUGGGUGCAGAAGUGAUUCUUGCAUCGCCACUGGUGAUUGCUAUGCUGUCUUGACAUGCCUGUGUCCUGACCAGUGGUGAGGCCCACACUCACUCCUCAAUCGCCUACUCACACCACUGGCAAUUACCAUGUGGAGUAUGAGUAGUAGGAGACUCCCAGGAUAUACCCAACAUCCAUUUGUCAUCACUGUUUCUAUUUCUGUUACGUAAUCUGUUUUUUUUUUUUUGUAAUCAAUCUAUUCAUUAUAUGCUGGGUAUUUGGUUUUAGUUACAUAGGUGUGUAUGAUAUCAAGCACCUGUGAUUACUCUGUUGUGUACUUAAUUUCCAGUUUACACUAUCAACUAAUUAAUUCAUCACAGGUGGCAGUACUAUGUGAGACGGUUGACAUGCUGUACCCAAAUUUUAGUUGAUGUCUGCACAAAGUUUAAUAAGUCAAAUUUUUUAUUUAGUUUUGUCAUUUGUUCAGUACUUCAGUAAAUAACCAUUUUCUUAGUAUGGUACAAGUACAAAUUAUCAAAAGUAAAUACUGCCAUUAUUGUAUAUGGUGAUACAUGAGCUAAUGAUACCAUGUUUUUGUAAUCAUGUACAAGAGUUGUAGCAAAUUAUUUUCAAUAAGGAAACAGGAUAUGGCACUCAAACAAGUAAUGUUUUAGUUGAUAAAGAGACAAGCAGCUGUUGAGAACUUUAAGACAAUAUUUUUUCUGCAUAGCAGGCUUUAUCAAGUCUGACAGAUCAUACUUGGUUGAUGGUAGCACAAUUUAUAGACAGAAGACAGGAUUGUUGUCAGGUGUAUACAUAUGAAAUUAAACAGAUAUUAGAGUAGCACAGCAGUAGACAUAUUAAACCAUGCAGUGUAAAUCUUUAAACACCACUAGCAACCACUACUACAGUAGUGGUUGCUAGUUCAUGGCUGUAUACCUGGUUCAUUAUCUGAUUAGCUAAAAGUUUUCCCAUUUGGAAGUUUUGCGUGAUUGUGUUCAAGUAUCAUGAUUAGAGAAGUUCCUUAGCAUUUUCUCUCUUAUUUCUGAUAUUACUGAGAUGGUUGUAUGAAUUUCUAUGUUGACACAGGCAUUGUUCUGUUAUCAGUUUGUGCUGCGUACUUAUGCUCAGUCACUUGCUUACUUUAAUAUCUGGCACUUCUGUGUAAAUCUUGUUGCAGCCCUCACAUGGAAUUUUGUAGCUUCAUCUAUGUUAGUUAUUUUUUUUUUUUUUUUUUUGCAUCCACUUAGGGCAGAGAUAAUAGAGUAGGUCACGAUGGCUACCUUCCUAUCAUCUUGGCUCAGAAUCUUUGAUGUAAGAGUAGACAUUACACAGAAAAUUAUAUAUCAGUCUACUUUCUUCUCAGUUGUGGGUGUUUUUAAGAUUUUUUUAGCAUGUUGUCUACAAUUAAGGAUGAAGAAUGUUGGAUAUUGCAAGUUCCUAAAUAUGUUCCUGAUGGUCUCACAGUGAGGAAGCACAGGCUACAAAUCCUGUAUAUCUGUAGGAGAGACCCUGUUCAUUACACCUUUUUGUCUUUGUGUUGUAAUGUGGCCACUAAUGUAUGAAGUUUGUGAACUUAAUUGAUGGCUCAGCUCUGUUGAACAAUCUUGUGAACCUCCUGUGAAUAUUGGCUUGUGCUUAGGCCAUUAAUAAUAUGUCAUCAACAUAUCUCAUCCAAGGCACAUCUUUAGGAAUUAAGUUAGUAAGUCAAUCAGUUUCUACAUUUCCAAGUAGAGCACUUAACAUUGAGCUCAUGGGCAUGCUAAAGGACUGUUUGUAGCAAGUGCCAUCAUAUGUGAAACAUUUAAAUCAGUACAUAAUUCCACAAAUUCAGUGAAAUCUGUUUAUGGAAGAGGGAUUUCACUGUAGUCACUUACUUGCUGGUGUAGGAUGUCUGUGACCUGGUCACUGGAUCCCUUGAUGAACAGACAUUUGGUCUUUUGUGCUCAGGUGCACGGCCAUGAGCUCACUGUUAAUUGCUGUACUAGGGAACAUUUAUGUGGGGUUGCUGGAAACUGAUAGACUUGAUUACUUAAUUUUUAAUAAUGUGUCUAGGAUGAGAUAUAACAACAUUUUGUUAAUAACCCCAGCAUAACUUAACCUUCACAAGCUAUGGGAUAAUCUUGUAAGAGUUAAACCAUCAGUUCAGUUCACUGUAGAAACUGCUGGGAAUAACAGAAUACUCUUAGGACAUCUUUAUACAUAGAAACAAUGACUCAUGCUCAUUUUAGGUACUGUAUACUGUAACUACCUUAUUCAUUUUCAAUCAUCACAGAAAAGUCUUAUUCACCAAGUGUUUCCUAUAGGCAUACAGGUUCUGUAGCCCAUUUUCUUGAAGAGUGCGAGACCAUCUGGAGUAGUUUUAGAAAUUAGUAAUACCCAUUUUUCAUCCCUAAUAUAGAAAAUUUCUUGAAACUGAAAAGAAGAUAAAUUAAUGAAUAUUUUUUCCUUGCAAGUGACAUCACCUACAAUGUCACAAAUAUUUUGAACCAAACCAACAACUAGAUUCACAAACAAUUCCAUAACAGAGAUGAAGAAGCUGGUGUCUACGAAAUUCCAUGUAGUGGAUGUGACAAAGUUUGCGUGGGAGAAACUGCCAGAUACUUAAGUAAGAGUCAUUGAGCAUAAGUACAUAGCCCAAGUUGAUAACAGGUGCAAUGAAUGUCCAUAAGAAUUCACACACCCACCUGAUGAUAUUUACAAUUUUUUAAAUUAGUAAUAAUAGGAGAGAAAAAGAGGAGGAAAUUCUAUGAAACUGCUCUAGUCAUGACAUCAAACAUAGUCGCACAGAACUGGGGCAGCUCCUAAUUGGCAAAACCUUAUUGUGCAGAUAUUAAACCAAGUAUACUGCCAAGAACUGCCAACCAAUGUCUCGCUAAUAUUUGCUUAAUUUUUAGUACUCGCAUCUGCCUCUGUUCCUGUCUUGUGCCUAUAAGUUGUGCUACAUACAGGUAUGAUCAGACUUGAUAAAGCUUGAUGUACAGAUAAAAUAUUGUCUUAAAUGAAGUUUCCAAUUGCUGCUUCCCUUCCUCUGUAUCUUGUCAGUAUUCCCAUGCCAUCUAUUACUGUAAGUAAUGCUUUCCAUUUUUAUCAGAAUUUUCUGAAAAAUUAGUCUGCUCUUCAAAUUAAUUUUGACUAUUCUUUAUGGAUAAUUUUACAUAAAAAAAAAACAAUAGAACUGGUUUGCAAUUUCUAGUUACUGGACAUAAAUUUUGAAUGUAGUUCUGUUUCUUUAAGACUUCUCCAGACUCUAUCAGCUUAUGUUUUGAGCUGUGAAAUUUCUAACUAGCCUUGAUUUCAAGUGGCACAUUCUGCAUAAUACUAAUUCUUCUGUGCCAUGUGUAAUUUUGUCAAAUACUAUACAAGAAAAAAUUGAAGUACUUUUUUCUCUUCUGUACUGUUUCUUUUCUUCGUUCUUGAAGGUAAAUCAGAUAUAAAAUCCAAAUUGAAGGUUUUUUAAAAAAGUUCUAAUGGAGAAUGAACAUUUUUAAUUCUCACUUUUUCAUUUUUGAAAUUAUCUGACUCCUAUGACUUGAAACCUAGUCUUUUAUAAAAAAAAAUUAACCUGUAUGAAUAUGGGAUUUUUCUUUUUAUCACAGGAGUUUGCAGUAUUACUUUUAUUUUCAUUGCUCUUAGGUGGCAUGAUUACCCCUAUUAUGAGCUUUAUAAUUUCUUGAUUGGGCCUUUAAUCAUUUUCUGAAAAUUUCCCAUUGAAAAAAAUGUGAUACCAAUAAAAUUUGAAAGUUUU
This is a messenger RNA of Cherax quadricarinatus, 7680 nucleotides long. RefSeq names its product Upf1 RNA helicase (gene Upf1). Lineage: Eukaryota; Metazoa; Arthropoda; Malacostraca; Decapoda; Parastacidae. Gene Ontology annotation, molecular function: hydrolase activity; RNA helicase activity; RNA binding. Gene Ontology annotation, biological process: nuclear-transcribed mRNA catabolic process, nonsense-mediated decay. Gene Ontology annotation, cellular component: cytoplasm. The record is from RefSeq and is a predicted model, not a curated record.